ACCGUCGUUAUCAAGCCAUGCAUCAAACUACGCCAAGGGAAACUGGAAAUGUGUGUAGAACUGAUAAUGUAAGUGGUCAAAGGACUAGAGCUGUUUAGUUUCUGUCCAAUCCUUAUUGGCUGGCCCAAGUAUAUCAACAGUGUGUUCCUGUGUUGCUCCGUCAUUCGAUACGUCGCUGAUGGUAUAAACAUUUCUCUCUUUGUCUUCCGACACUCUGCACGUUAGAGGGCUAUUGUCUUGAUUAUCUCCUCUAAUCAACCAACAUGACUAAGACCAGCUUGGUGCUGACGGGACUUCUACUCUUCUUUGUACAAACAGUUUCAGAAGAGAACUGCACAGAUAUUCUAGAUACUUGCAAGACUCAUUUAGGGUCGAUCCUCAAUUCAAUAACAACGGAUAAGUCAUCGUUUUAUACCAGGGGUUGCCAAUCUAGAAGACACAGGGACAAUGAAUGCAACAUCUUGUACCAUAAUUUUUGGGCUUGUAUGGGAAGCAAAUUGUCUAAAUGUGGUGAUACGAAGUUCUUCAGGGAACUACAACUUUUUGAAACUGAUUACAUGAAUAGAUGCGCGCAAGGUAUGUGCGAAAUCAAGAUCGAUAAAUGCUUCUGUUUGAUUGAUCCCUUCGACAAAAGGAAUGAGUCAAAUGCUAUGUUGGCGGUGAGCAGGAGGUGCAAAGAGCAGAAAGUUGUAAAAGACUGCCUUAAUAAGAUUGAAGACUGUGAUCAUUCUACUACUAAGCUGCGGCCCAUCACACAUUAUAAAUUACUAAAACAACUUUGCACAACAGAAUGUCAUGCCUCGUUCCUGUGUGUUUCUGAUCUACUAAAUGCCGUUAUGUCUUCAGUUAAUGCUUCAGGUGAUACUGAAAACGUCUGCAGGCAUUUUAGAACACUCUUCCAGUGUUUCUCAGCCAACACCAAAGCCUGCAGUACCAACCACUCUGAGAACUGGCUGAGGAUUGAAAGAAACUUUGAGGCAGUUUGUUCAGCUUUUACACUGUGGCCAAAGUCUUCCAACUGUUCAAGCUUGAAGACCUGUGUAGGGAAAAAAGACUUCGCAGCGAGGAUCCUUUUCCUAGACGAGGUUACAAGCAGGGAAACUAUUGACAUGAACAUAGAAUACAUUAUUGCCUACGUUAACAAUCCAGGCUGGUGGUGUUCACUACUGAUACACGCACAAACAUGCCUGAAGACUGACGACUGUCACCUAAAUGCAUCAGAAGGACAACAAGCAUCGGCCUUCAAUGACACACUUGAACUUUGUGAAGGAACUGAUGACAGACACAGCUGUCCAGCGUAUCGUUACCUGUGUAAUCCAUCUCUCAAGUCAGAUGCACAGUUUGCUGCCAAAACCCGCCAGUCAAUCCAGUUCGUCCAGUGCCACGUCAUCCAAUCUGUGGAAACUACCUGCAUUUCCUUUGAGGAAAUCAAAACUUGUGCUAAUGAUAUUUUGCUGAGAAAUGUGUGUGAGAACUCAUCUGAGCUCAGCAGUGAGUUAAGAAACCUUCAAGAGUCUUACACUGACCCUUGUUCAAAAGACAACCUGUGUGCAGUGGAGCUCGUGAAGUGCGCGUGUACUGCCGAUCUCCUGGACACCGACAACAUGUGCAAGACGAUGGACACUUACAAGAACUGUGCAGGGAAGAUCAAAGGCUGUGAUAAGGCUACAACAGUGUGGCAGCCCCUCUCUGUUACAUUUAAAACGGCAGAAGGAGCUUGUACAACAGAAUGUCCCAGUUCUUUUACUUGCUGGAUGGAUGCUCAGGAUCAGGUAGACUACCUGUUUCCAAGACUGUAUUCUGCUGUUGAGACAAUGAAAAGCCACACUUGCAGGAGUCUUGUGGAACGGUUCCAGUGUCUCUCUAGAAACACCAGUUCAUGUAGUGACAGCCUCAGUCACAAAUGGCAGCAAGUUGUAAAAAGCUACGAGACGGUUUGUACAGUUUUUGAGCAAACCCCGACGAAGACUUGGUCCUGUCCAAGUGUCAGGACGUGUGUUGACGAAACAAAACUGGUGCCGGGGGUCAGUCUUGGUGACUUGAAGACACUGGUCUCUGUCUCGCUUUCCGCUGCAGACAUCGGAGUGGCCAUACUUACUCCCAGUACAUGGUGCAGGAUUCUAAUCAAUGCCACCGAGUGUAUGGUACAAGAGGCCGAAGCCUGUUUAUUGACAACAAUAAAGGAAAACCUUGCCGCUGCCAAUGCCACAGUGAGAAACUUAUGCAAAGAAAAGUUUGCAGACAAGGUGUCACUGUCGCCUCUUACUUAACAAUGUGCCGUCGAGAUUGUGCACCCCGGUUCAAUAAAGCCUUGAUUUUCUUCCCACCAGACCUUUGUGCUGUUAAAGUACUUUAAUAUUUAUUAUGCUUGUAAUUGAACCACACAAGAAACUGGUAUUAAUUCUACCAUUAGUUGACAAUUGCUUUGAGGCAAGGCGUUAUCUAUACUGCUAACACUAAUAGUCUAGAGUGAGUGUGAAAGUGUUACACUUAUUUACAAAAAAACCAUUGUUUUGUUUUCAGCACACAGACGUAAGAAAAGUUCAGUAAAUAUCAGUGUUUGUUUUUAAUUUGCUCACUGAUGUCUUGUUUUCUUAAAGAACAGCAGUGAAACGUGUUUCCGUCUCGUUCAGUCCUUUGCAUUUUGCUGUCGGAGGUGUGUGGAUGGACAUAAUCACAAGCCGACAAGGUUGCCCGCAAUGUCAAGCAGGUUUGAUAUGGUGAAGUCUUACAUUUAUAUGUUAUCCUUGUUGCUAAGCGUUUAUGUAUAUCUUUAACAUUUCCAGAAACACAAGUAUUCAUUUCCGAUCAUUUAGAUAUUAAACUGCUUGAAAACUGGACCCACUGACAUUUCAAAAUUUCUAGAAAUCCAAUUUGUGAGUUUCAAACAGAUUGAAUUAGUAAAUUAACAAUAAGCAACACAGAUGGUUGUGUGACUCCAGUGUUAUUGGAACGAAGUAUUAAAAAUAUAUAAUUAAAAUAUAGAAAUAUAAUUAACAAUAACUUUCUUCUCUCUAUUGUUUUUUUCAGAUUUCAUUUGCAACACUUCUAAUAGCUCGGCCCAAAGUACACAUGUGAGAGUCAGUGCAAGUACAAUUAAGUUCUUGUCCUCAUGUCCAUUCACCUGUGGCUGUCACGGACCUGUACAGGAGGAUGGCUGUGUGCCCAGACCAACGCUCGGCCUCUUGCGAUGUUCUCCGCUACUAGUCUUGGCGAGCAGUUGACAGACUUCCGCUUCAAACAAGUCUUGGCUCUCAAUGGGGUGAAGCUUUUGUCUGAGCCGCUCACCACUUGUCUUGCUUUGACACUUGCACAGUGGCAUUUUUGUUUGCGAGCCAUCCAGGGGACACAGAUUCAUGAUGUGACUCACUGUUAUUUUUUGCACACGUCAUCCUACGUUAUCUCCCUUCCUCAUGUGCUCCUGGUUAUGUUCCUUUAUUUGUUUAAAGACGAAUGAAUGACAUAAACUCUAA
This is a messenger RNA of Pomacea canaliculata, 3473 nucleotides long. RefSeq lists its product as uncharacterized. The coding region runs from base 264 to 2270 and encodes 668 amino acids. Lineage: Eukaryota; Metazoa; Mollusca; Gastropoda; Architaenioglossa; Ampullariidae. The transcript has 18 exons. The record is from RefSeq and is a predicted model, not a curated record.